AUGGUCAUCCGACACCCAGGAAGCCCUAAAUCUAUAGAAUGGUCGUUAUCCAUGGAAGUAUUUAUUGGCAGUGACGCACGCAACCCCAGGUUUCGCUUUCAAGAUCGAAGUGUAAGUUUCCCCUUCGACCAAGAGGUUGGAAGGGAGAAACAGGCAUGGCGCAGGUGUCUUUCAGAUCAAGGAAAUAGGCUGCCAGGCACCUCAUCGAAGAGAAUGUUAUGCCAUGAAGAUUUCUCUGUGAGGGAUUGUUGUUACCCAAUGGGCAUUUGCAAGGCAGACGGAGCCUCGCCUCCGUUGCCGCAGUCUGCCACAAAGUAG
Monascus purpureus is the source of this 318-nucleotide messenger RNA. NCBI's taxonomy places the organism in Eukaryota, Fungi, Ascomycota, Eurotiomycetes, Eurotiales, Aspergillaceae. The record is from the annotation of a GenBank genome assembly.